AUGAAGUCUCCUAUCCCCGACUAUCUUCGACAGGUAUUGGAAAAAGCCCGCCCGGAUGACUCGGGGCAGCUUGCCAAUUAUAUCGAUGUCCUGGCUAAAGCGGACCCCUCCAAGAUGGCCAUAGCGCUGUCCACUGUAGACGGGAAUCUAUACUCGGCCGGAGAUGAUGAGGUUGAGUUCUCCAUCCAGUCCAUUUCCAAAGCCUUUGUUUAUGCUAUCGCCAUUGAGGAUGCCGGGCUUCCGCGGGUCUUGGAAAAAAUCGGUGUGGAACCGUCGGGCGACGCAUUUAACAAGCUGUCGUUGCAACCCGGUACCAACCGACCCAUGAACCCUAUGAUCAAUGCUGGUGCUAUCGCUGCCCACACACUGGUGGCGGGAGAGAGUGCCAGCGCGGAGGAAAGAGUUGAUCACAUCUUGAAGGUACUGUCCAAGUUGGCUGGUCGACAGUUGAAAGUGGAUGAAGAAGUCUAUGAGGCCGAACUUAAGGAUGCCAAUCGAAACAUGGCCAUUGGCUACAUGCUCAAGGCAGCAGGCAUCAUUUCGUGUGAUCCACAGGAUGCCGUACGCGGUUAUAUCCGCCAAGGCUCCAUAACAACCAAUGUACGCGACCUGGCCAUGAUGGCAGCAACGCUGGCCAAUGCCGGCGUGAAUCCCAUUACCGGGGAAGAGAUCAUGCCUCACCAAAGCGCCCGUCAAGUCUUGUCCGUUAUGACUACCUGUGGCAUGUACGAUGCCGCCGGUGACUGGGUGUCUAGGGUUGGCAUGCCGGCAAAGAGUGGCGUGGCCGGCGGUAUCAUCGGCGCCCUUCCCGGCCAAGUGGGCAUUGCCGUCUUCUCCCCGAAGUUAGAUGAGCGUGGCAACAGUUUCCGGGGCGUCAAGAUGUUUGAACAGCUCUCAUCCGAAAUGGGCCUUCACAUGAUGGACAUCAGCCAGGGUUCCAUGUGGGAGUGA
Molecule: messenger RNA, 951 nt
Organism: Aspergillus oryzae RIB40
Lineage: Eukaryota; Fungi; Ascomycota; Eurotiomycetes; Eurotiales; Aspergillaceae
Product: glutaminase
Exons: 2
Coding region: 1-951 (316 amino acids)
Biological process (GO): L-glutamine catabolic process
Molecular function (GO): glutaminase activity
Source: RefSeq, a predicted model, not a curated record